AUGUUAUUCAGCCCUGCUACGAUCGCCCUCGCCCUCGCCCUUUCCUCUGUUGCUCAGGGUGCUGCGCUCGCCUAUUUACGCGGCGACGAGGCCUCUUACUGGGGCUCCGUCUGGCAGGCCAAGGAGUGGAGCUAUAACAAUCCUCCUGGUAAUGUCGCUAACCAAUGGAUCAAUGUUGGCUCCUGCGAUGGAAUCAACAACAGCAAUGGUGCUGGCAGCCCUGAUGGAGGUCAAAGCUGGAAUAAGGCGAGAGGCGGCGACAACAAUGACACGAAGGGUACAGGUGAGGACAACGACAGCAAGGACAAUGACUGGAACAACGUCAAUGAUUGCGACUGCUCUGACACUAACUCCUGGUCGAAAUCCGCACAGGUUCGCACCCACAUCCUUCUCAUCACCGCUUCUUAA
This is a messenger RNA of Coniophora puteana RWD-64-598 SS2, 408 nucleotides long. RefSeq lists its product as uncharacterized. The record is from RefSeq and is a predicted model, not a curated record. Lineage: Eukaryota; Fungi; Basidiomycota; Agaricomycetes; Boletales; Coniophoraceae. Gene Ontology annotation, molecular function: hydrolase activity, hydrolyzing O-glycosyl compounds; carbohydrate binding. The transcript has 4 exons. Gene Ontology annotation, cellular component: extracellular region. The coding region runs from base 1 to 408 and encodes 135 amino acids. Gene Ontology annotation, biological process: carbohydrate metabolic process.